AUGUUUAAGCAUACAUAUUUGUAGUUUGGAUACUUCACUAAGAUUGUGUUUGGAGAACAAAUGCUCUCUCUCUCUCUCGCACACAGUAACAUCUCCCCUGAGUUCACCAACUAGGUUUAAGACAUUAAACCCCUCCUUUUCAGGUCCCUUUCACCUUUUCCUCUCCUCCUUCCAUUCGUGUUUCCAUUUGCACACUUGCUAGUUCUUGAGUCGAGCUCGCGGACGUACUACAUACACAAGCUGCGAGAAAGGGUGAGGCGGAGACGACGAAGAAGCCAAGUGCUGCCUCCGAGUAGUUAGAGAGCCGUCCCCGGAGAUGUCGGGCCGCCGUGGCAGGAUCAGCGACGACGAGAUCAACGAGCUCAUCUCCAAGCUCCAGGCCCUCCUCCCGGAGUCCUCCCGCCGACGGAACGCGAGCCGGUCGUCGGCGUCGAAGCUUCUGAAGGAGACGUGCAGCUACAUCAAGAGCCUGCACCGGGAGGUGGACGACCUCUCCGACCGGCUGUCGGGGCUCAUGUCGACCAUGGACAGCGACAGCCCCCAGGCCGAGAUCAUCAGGAGCCUCCUCCGGUGACCCCUCUCUGCUAGCUGCAGCUAGCAGAUGAAGAGAAGACGAAGGAGCUUGCUGCCUUCCUACGACCCUAUGUUUCUCUUCGUCCUUCUUUUUCGUCUUGGUGUGUAUUUAUUCCGUGUUUAAUUAAUCAAAUGGCCCUCGUUUAGGAGAGAAGGGCUUCCGGUAUGCGUCUAUUUCUCAUGUACCAGGGGUUAGUAGAGAUAAAUAUGAACUUGUAUCGGCCAAGGUACCAGUAGUGUCCACUAGCAUUUGUAGACUGUAGCUGUUCUCAGCUUCAGAUGCAUCCUCAGUCAGAGUGUUGUUGUUUGUA
Phragmites australis (common reed) is the source of this 884-nucleotide messenger RNA. Its product is annotated as transcription factor ILI3-like. The record is from RefSeq and is a predicted model, not a curated record. NCBI's taxonomy places the organism in Eukaryota, Viridiplantae, Streptophyta, Magnoliopsida, Poales, Poaceae. The coding region runs from base 317 to 574 and encodes 85 amino acids. Gene Ontology annotation, biological process: regulation of DNA-templated transcription; regulation of growth. Gene Ontology annotation, molecular function: protein dimerization activity. The transcript has 2 exons.